Messenger RNA from Dromaius novaehollandiae (emu), 4271 nucleotides. It is a transcript of the gene LAMB3, whose product is annotated as laminin subunit beta 3. The record is from RefSeq and is a predicted model, not a curated record. NCBI's taxonomy places the organism in Eukaryota, Metazoa, Chordata, Aves, Casuariiformes, Dromaiidae. The coding region runs from base 346 to 3972 and encodes 1208 amino acids. The transcript is spliced from 26 exons. Gene Ontology annotation, cellular component: laminin trimer. Gene Ontology annotation, biological process: substrate adhesion-dependent cell spreading; tissue development; animal organ morphogenesis.
GACUCUGACAAAGCACAGAACAGAUUGCUGCAGCUGUGGGCUACAUUGAAAAAGCAUUUGAAGUCCUGAGAGUGGCAUCCUCUGUAUAUCCCUUUGGAAGAGCUUGAAUGUCGUUAGAUGGCACAUGUACUAUGGUUGGGAACACUGCACUAAACCAUGCUGUCCCUGAACACCCAGCUGAGCUUCAUCGUAUGCACUUUCUGUGAGUUCCUGCUCCUCAGUUCGCACACGUCUGUGUUGCUCCAUGUGAAGACGGUGGAGGUCUGCGAGCCGCUAGGAGCCAAGCAGCCGGGUGGUCACUGUGUGUGGCGCAGGGGUACCUACUUACCCAGGUGAGGUAGCUGUAUGUUAAAAGCAGAGAGAGGAAAGAGCCAGCGCCUCAGAGCACUGCGGGCUUUCAAAUCAGCUGUGGAUAACACCGGAGCACAAAAGUCCUCGCCUCGAGUCAGGUGUGUCCUCAGCAGUAUGGAAUCUCGCUGCCAACUUUGUCCAUGGGCGUUAUUUAUACUCACGGCUUUACUGCAGCUCCUAGAUGCGCAGAGCUCCUGUUCUCAUGGAGCUUGCUACCCGCCGGUGGGAGACCUCCUUGUAGGAAGGAUCCAUCACUUGAAAGCCUCCUCUACAUGUGGCCUUACCAAACCCGAGACUUACUGCACACCGUAUGGGGAAUGGAGCAUGAAAUGCUGCAGGUGCGACUCUCGGGUGCCUCACUCCCACAACAGUCACCGUGUGGAAAACGUGCUGUCCUCCAAAGGGCACCUGCGCUGGUGGCAGUCGCAGAACAGCAUGGAUCGGGUCUCUUUGCAGCUGGAUCUGGAUGAGAAAUUCCUGCUCAGUGGCGUCAUCCUUGUCUUCAGGUCGCUCCUCCCUGCUGCAAUGCUGAUUGAGCGCUCCACUGACUUUGGCAAGACCUGGAAGGUUUAUCAGUAUCUAGCCUCUGACUGCGCCGCCUCCUUUCCUCGGAUCCCCCAGGGCUCCCCCGAGAGCUGGCAGGACGUACAGUGCCAAGCACUGCAUGCCCAGCAUGGAUACCCUUUGCAUGGGGGCAAGGUUAAAUUCACUGUCCGAGACCUGGCAUCUACCAUUUCUACCUCUUACAGCCAGAUCGUCAACAAUCUGGGAGAAUUCACCAACCUGAGAAUUAACUUCACUCAGCUUGCUCACAUUGUGCACCAGGGUUACCGCUCACCCAGCACUUUCUAUGCUGUGACGGAAAUGCAGGUGCAGGGAAGCUGCUUCUGCAAUGGACACGCCGACCGCUGUGCUCCUUCUGGAGAUCAGCAUGCCAUGGUUCAUGGACAUUGUGUGUGUCAGCACAACACCGCAGGGCCGAACUGCAAUCGUUGUGCAGGCCUCUACAAUGACCAGCCUUGGCGACCUGCAGAGGAUGACAAUCCCCACGAAUGCCAGAGAUGCAACUGCAAUGGUCACUCCGACUCCUGCCAUUUUGACCCAGAUGUUUAUCAAGCCAGUGGUGGGGAGAGUGGAGGUGUGUGUGACAACUGCCAGCACAAUACAGAAGGGAGAAACUGUGAGCGGUGCAAAACUAACUAUUUUCACAACCAGCGGCAAGAUUUUGCCCAUUCUGAAGCCUGUCUGCCCUGUGAAUGCGAUCCGGAUGGCACUGUGCCAGGCUCCAUUUGUGACCCUUUCACUGGACACUGUGUCUGCAAGGAAAACGUGCAGGGGGAGCGCUGUCACCUCUGCAAGCCGGGAUUCACCCAGCUGGCCAACGCCAACCCCCAGGGAUGCCGCAGAUGCACCUGCAACCUGCUGGGAUCCCGCCAGGACAUGCCCUGCGAUGAUGAGACGGGGAGGUGCUUCUGCCUGCCCAACGUGGUGGGAUCCAACUGUGACCAGUGCGCCGCUGACCACUGGAAGAUCGCCAGUGGCCAGGGCUGCCAGCCUUGUGGCUGCGACCCUCGCCACUCACUCAGCACCCAGUGCAACCAGUUCACAGGACAGUGUCCUUGCAGAGAAGGCUUCACAGGAAGAACAUGUUCUGCUGUACAGGAGCAGGUUUGCCCAGAUAGGCACUAUGGAGAUGUCAGGGUAGGAUGUACAGAGUGCAACUGUGAUUUCCAGGGCACAGAGGAAACAGGGUGUGACAAGGCCACAGGCCGCUGUCUCUGUCGCCCGGGCGUUACGGGGCUCCGCUGUGACCAGUGUCAGCGAGGUCACUGCAGCACCUACCCCCAGUGUGAGCUGUGCCACCCCUGUUUCCAAGCCUAUGACGAUGACAUCCGGCGCCUUGGCAUGCGCAAGGCCAGCCUGAGCAACUUGACUUCGCAGCUGCACUUUGGAACUGGAGGCUCCCGCUUCAGCAUCCGUCUCUCAGAAAUGGAGGGCCAUGCUCAGCAGGCCCAGAGCAUCCUUGGCAGCUCUCUAGUGACGGAGCAGGACCUGACCCAGCUGGCCAGCAUGCUCACUGCGAUCAGAAAGCAAGCCCGAGGCAUAAAUCCUGACCUGCAUUUUCUGGAUGAGACUGCUUCUCUAUCUAGUGAGUUUGACACCCUCAACAGAAGCCUGGUUAUCAUUAACACCCAGUAUCAGACUAAGAAGACCCAGUUUGAAACCAGCCGCAGCACAGAUCUUUCAGGAGCCUUCAGGACGAUCAGAUCUGCUUACCAGACAUCCACCAAUGCCAGCAAUCUCAUAGCUGGUGCCUCCAGGCUGCUGGCUGAAUCCAGGGAGAACCGGAAAAGCGCUGAGGGACUGGAAGGGGGUUUUACAGACUAUACCUCCACGUUGCAGGCUCUCCAGGGCAAGAUAGCCUCAUCUCCCAACUUGACCCCAGUUAUAAAUAAGAUCUGUGGUGGUUUCAGACUGGAGAAGUGUACUCCUGCCCAGUGUGAGGGGCUGCUCUGCCUGCGAGACAACAGCACGGAGUGUGGAGCUGGUCUGAGUUGCAGGGGCAUCUUCCCCCUGUCACAAGGUGCCCUCAGGAAGGCUGAGAAAGCCGCAAGCGAGUUUCGCAGCUUGAGCAUUCGACUUCAGGAAACCACAGAGCUGAUUAAAGCAACAGAGACAUCUGCAAAUCAGAUUCAAAGCAAUACUCAGCGUCUCGUGGAGCAGAUGACUAUAACAAGGACCCAGAUAGAAGGCGAUGUCCGACGCAUCCAGCAGUUCAUCCAGAAAGUUCGAAACUUCUUGUCAGACACAGAUGCUGACCCUGCUACUAUCCAGGAAAUCAGUGAAUCUGUUCUCUCACUACAUCUCCCUAUGGAUGCUGCUGCAGUCCUGAGAAAAAUGACUGAGAUCCAAAAUUUGGCUACUAAGCUGCAGUGUCCGGAGAGCAUACUUGCCCAGACAGCCGAGGAUAUUGCUAAGGCCAAGCAGCUUCAGCAGGAAGCAGAACAAGCCAGGAACCGGGCAAAUGCUGUGGAGGGCAAUGUGGAAGAGGUGGUUGGGAAUUUGAGACGAGCAAACACUGUGCUCCUAGAGGCCCAAGGUGCUAUCAGGGGCUCUAGUUCUUCCCUUCGAUUCAUCCAGGAGCGUAUUGAUGAAAUCAAAGCUGUUCUUGGCCCAGCUGAGAAUAAUGUGAAGUCCGUUGCUGGUCAGCUGGAUGGACUUGCAGAAAGACUCACCCAGUUGCAGCACAAAGUGGAUCAGAAUCGUCUGAGAGCCACAGAUGCACAACAGACAGCAGCGACGGCUGGCGAGCAAGCAAGGAGCGCUCAGCAGACAUUUGAACAAGUGAAACACAUGUACACUGAAGUGAAGGGAAGAAUGAAGCAGAAUUCAACACUGGGAGUGCAAGGCAGCAGGGUACAAAGCAUAAACUUGGAGGCAAAAGCUCUGCUUGAGGAAACUUUGGCAAUGAUGCUCAGGAUGGAAACUUUAGAGACAGAAAUUCAGGAAAGCAACAAAGCUUUAAUCUCCAAGUCAGCGAGCCUUGUGGGCCUGGAGGAGCAGGUGGAAAGGAUUCGGGAUUCAAUCAACAAGCGAGUCGCAUACUAUGACAGCUGCUGAUGAACAAACUGUCGAAGCUCUGUCUUGCCAUACAGUUGCACUGUCUUCCUUCUCUUCAGACACUGACUUGUGUAUUUAUUUGCAUUUUCUGCAUGGAGUUUUCAUGUUCCUAAUGUCUCUGAUUUUAGCAAAUUCAAUUACUGUGCUUUUGGAAAAUAGCUGCACUGAGCCAAAGGAGCAACCCGCUGGACAGGAUUUAUGUUGUUUGGCCUGGCUGAAGCCACCCAGUUCUUAUAGGAAAGGGGGAGAGAAAUCAAUCUUCAUUGCAAAUAAAAACAUCCAGAAAGGUGCUAUUUCUA